Molecule: messenger RNA, 1023 nt
Organism: Postia placenta MAD-698-R-SB12
Lineage: Eukaryota; Fungi; Basidiomycota; Agaricomycetes; Polyporales; Adustoporiaceae
Exons: 4
Coding region: 1-1023 (340 amino acids)
Biological process (GO): proteasome-mediated ubiquitin-dependent protein catabolic process; protein catabolic process in the vacuole; negative regulation of gluconeogenesis
Cellular component (GO): extrinsic component of membrane; GID complex
Source: RefSeq, a predicted model, not a curated record
AUGGGCUCGCCAGCAUCCGCCUCACUGCUGUCUGUGGACCCCGCAGAAUCACGUACGCCCUCGUCCGUGGUUCCGGAGAACACGCAGCCGCCUGCACAAACAGUUUCUGUGCGACCACCGUUGAUCCCGAUCGACACCAGAUCUAUUCAUCCUCAAGUGCCGCGGUCGCCUCAGGCGAUCCCGCCAUCACUCAUUAGUCCGCUUGCUUCUGCCUCGGGCAGCAAGGCGUGGUCCAAGGCGCCUCAGAUAGUUGCGGCGGACCCCCUCGUGGACAUUACCCGCCUGCGAGUGCGCUCGCAAGGCCACCACUGUCUCUACCCCGGCGCGACAUUCCAGGGUACGCAGAAGAGCGGCAGAAAUAGCUAUGAUGUGAACGUCACUAUUGUGAAUGUCGACUUUUCGUCGUCUCAUCUGUGUGGUUAUCUGCGCAUACGCGGACUCACAGACGACUGGCCCGAGCUCACCACGUAUUUUGACGCUGAAAUCAUCGGCAGUCGCUAUGGGUUUCUAACGCGAAAUUGGGGGGCAACGGAGCAAGAGGAUAUGGUACAUUGGGCACGCUUCCCUGCAUUUCGACACGUCAGACAUGACUUGAAGAAGCCCCAUCUCACGAUGAAGGAUGCAAACCGGGGGGCAGUGUUCAUGAGGUGGAAGGAGAAGUUUUUGGUCCCUGACCAUCGUGUGCAGGAUAUAAACGGCGCCAGCUUCGCGGGGUUCUACUACGUAUGUGUGGACUUCAACCCCCAGCAGUCCGCGGGGAAUCACGGGCAGCCGUUCGCGUCAGCAGAGGCGCUUCAAGGGCAUGAUCAGGCAGUUGCGAAGCCUGAGAUGGAAUCGCGUGCACGGCGGGCGUCCUCUAGUCACGGUGGUCGACGGAUAGGACGGUCCGUAUCGCGGGGGCACUCAUCACCGCCCGUCGCGACGAUGAGUGGAUUUUACUUCCACCAGAACUCCGAGCCAUACCAGCAGCUGUCUCUGGUGCAUGUACAAGAGCCUACGACGUCGUCGUUCGAGUUUCGAUGA